Messenger RNA from Sinocyclocheilus grahami, 1057 nucleotides. RefSeq names its product phosphatidylinositol N-acetylglucosaminyltransferase subunit H-like. The record is from RefSeq and is a predicted model, not a curated record. Gene Ontology annotation, biological process: GPI anchor biosynthetic process. Gene Ontology annotation, cellular component: glycosylphosphatidylinositol-N-acetylglucosaminyltransferase (GPI-GnT) complex. NCBI's taxonomy places the organism in Eukaryota, Metazoa, Chordata, Actinopteri, Cypriniformes, Cyprinidae. Bases 331 to 876 code for a protein of 181 amino acids. The transcript has 5 exons.
UUUUACAACACAUUUUGAUUUAUUUUUUUAAACGUACAUUUUAAAUGGCCGAUAUUUAGGUACACAACAGUAGCGGCAACCCACUGUCUGGCCCUCAUUUUUAUUCACGUAAAAUUAAAUGGGCCUUUCUAUCCUGAAAAAGGUCAAUGGGAACAAAUUCUUACUGUUUUCACACCCAGUCCACUAGGUGGCGGAAAAGCUCUUUUCUAUUAAUGAUUCAACGCCGUACCCCAUAAGAAGAAGAUUCCACUGUUUGUUGUCAAAUGACUGUCAAAGCAAAGCUAUUUAAUCCUAAAUCCUUAUUCAUAUAAUUUUCUGACUGUGAUCAACAUGGCCGAGGAAGAGUUCACCGACAUAAAUGGCAACUCGAUUUCUUUAGACUGCCAAACUCGCUCUGCUUUCUGCAGAGAGUUUACUGUCACCUCACCGAAACUGUCCUUGCGCAAGGUGAUGGUCUACACCUGCUUCGUUUGGUUAUUUGCUUAUGCUGUAUUUUUCUUCACCGAGAACACGACUGUCCUGUCGAGUGCCAUCAUGCUCACUCUGGCGGGGAUGAUGAUUCAUAUUCACUUUGUGAAGGUGGACCAUGAGACCCUUCUCAUAAUCGGUUCCCUUGGUGUCCAGCUGUCUUCAUCUUGCGCAUCUGGACGAGAAAGUACGAUCUUCAUUGAGAUGAACAAGCUAAAAGACAUUGUGAUCAACGAGGCUGUUUAUAUGCACGGCAUUAUAUACUAUUUGUGCAUUCUGAUAAAGGACCCAGCAGAUCCUGAGACAGUGACCAGUGUUGUCCCUCUUUUCCAGAGUUCAAAGCCUCGGCUGAAUUGUUUGGUUCAAGUGUACAGGAGCUGUCAAGAGAUUCUUGCACAGUCCAGAUGACAGUGAGAGUCUUUCUUUGAAACGGGAUAAAGAUAGGAAAUCCCAAGAAUGAACCAUAAGUGUAUUGUUAGUAGUUUUUGUAUCAUCACCAACAUUAUAUUUGUUGCAUGUAGUGGUUUGUUAGAUGCAUGUUGCAUUCAUCCACAAACUUACUGGGUCCUUUAAACUUUUAUUUAAAAAA